GAGGGAGGGGGGUGAUAUAGUCUCUGCUGCUGCUGCUGCUGGAGCUCACAGUCGCUUCGAGCUCGCGCGAGUCUCCAGAUCUGCUGUUCCCGGAGCGCAGAUCGCGUCGCGGCAGGCGUUGGUCAGAGAUGCUCGUGUUUUAGACGCACCCAGCAUCAGUUUCCGUCGCGCUGAAAGGAAUGAGAGCAGAGCAUCAAUGUUUCACUGGGGAAAGUGGAAGAAGAGGAUGGGAGCGAACAGUUCAUCCAAGAGACCAGUGUUCGACGACAAAGAGGACGUGAACUUCGAUCACUUCCAGAUUCUGCGGGCCAUCGGGAAAGGGAGCUUCGGGAAGGUGUGCAUCGUGCAGAAGCGGGACACGGAGAAGAUGUACGCCAUGAAGUACAUGAACAAGCAGCAGUGCAUCGAGCGGGACGAGGUCCGGAACGUCUUUAGAGAGCUUGAGAUCCUUCAGGAGAUUGAACAUGUGUUUUUAGUAAACCUCUGGUACUCGUUCCAGGACGAGGAGGACAUGUUCAUGGUGGUGGAUCUGCUGUUAGGAGGAGACCUGCGCUAUCAUCUGCAGCAGAACGUGCAGUUCACCGAGGACGCCGUCAGACUCUACCUGUGCGAGAUGACGCUGGCGCUCGACUACCUGCAGAGCCAGCACAUCAUACACAGGGACAUCAAACCGGACAACAUCCUCCUGGACGAGCAAGGUCAUGCGCAUUUAACAGACUUUAACAUCGCUACCAUAAUCAAGGACGGCGAGCGAGCCACGGCGCUGGCGGGUACAAAGCCUUACAUGGCUCCAGAGAUCUUCCAGUCGUUCGUGAGCGGGGGAACUGGUUAUGCGUUCGAGGUGGACUGGUGGUCGCUGGGCGUGACGAUCUUUGAGGUCCUGCGAAGUUGGAGGCCGUACGACAUCCACGCCAGUAACUCGGUGGAGUCUCUGCUGCAGCUGUUCAGUACGGUCAGUGUGCAGUACAGCUCGUCCUGGAACAAAGACCUCGUCUCGCUGCUGAGGAAGUUAUUGACGGUAAACCCAGAGCAUCGCUUCUGUAGUCUGGCUCAAAUGCAGACGGCGCCCUACCUCUCCGAUGUCAACUGGGACGACGUUUAUGAGAAGAAGAUGGAGCCCGGCUUUGUUCCCAAUAAGGGUCGUCUGCACUGCGAUCCCACCUUUGAACUGGAGGAGAUGAUUCUGGAGUCUCGACCUCUUCAUAAGAAGAAGAAGCGACUGGCAAAAAACAGAUCGAGAGACAACAGCAAAGAUUCUCAGUCUGAGAACGAGUAUCUUCAGGAGUGCCUUGAAGUCGUCCAGCAAGAGUUCAUGAUUUUCAACCGUGAAAAACUGAAGCGCCGGCAGGAGGAGGGCUGUAUGGCAGCAGACGGAGACGCUGAUGCAGACGGAGAUGAGGCCGAGGCCGAGGCGGAGGCCGAGGGAGGAACGGAGGACGAAGAGAACGAGGCCGAACCCGAGGCCUCCAAACUGAGCAUGUGUGGCUCAGUCUGCUCGUCUCCGGGAAGCUGCUAGCGCCCCCUGCUGUCUCGGAGCUGCUCACCUCGCCUUUAACAGCUCUGGAGAUCCCAGCCCUGGCUUCUUUCGUCUCCGUCGCUCCUAGAGUAAAUCUGAACUUCUAUGCAACGUAACUCUUCAGCAUGAUGUAAAAUAGAGAUUUUAGAGGCAAUUCUACAAUGUAAGACUGUUUGCUUGAGUAUGACGACACCACAUGAAACACACCAGACGACGGAGGAGAUCUUCAUCUUAAUUGCAUUAGUAUGUUUACAUAUGUGACCACAAAAUCAGUCAUAAGGGAAAUUGAGCUUUAUACAUCGUCUGAAAGCUGAAUAAAUAAUCUCUCCAUUGAUGUGUGGUUUGUUAGGAGGACAAUAUUUGUCUGAGACACAACUAUUUGAAAAUCUGGAAUCUG
Cyprinus carpio (common carp) is the source of this 1913-nucleotide messenger RNA. RefSeq names its product serine/threonine kinase 32C (gene stk32c). NCBI's taxonomy places the organism in Eukaryota, Metazoa, Chordata, Actinopteri, Cypriniformes, Cyprinidae. The record is from RefSeq and is a predicted model, not a curated record. Gene Ontology annotation, biological process: protein phosphorylation; regulation of signal transduction; G protein-coupled receptor signaling pathway. Gene Ontology annotation, molecular function: ATP binding; G protein-coupled receptor kinase activity; G protein-coupled receptor binding.